UUGAUAUAGAUUCCAAAAGUCGAUUAACCCACCGGCGUGACAUGUCUGUAUUAUUUCCUCGAUCGGUUGAGGAGGGGUGGGGGUGUGUCGGGGAUGGGAACGAGGACGAAGGAUAAAUCAUAUCGCCGUUGCUCCUCAUCGUCGUGAGGACCGGACCGUGCUAAUUUAAGGAGAAAGAGAAAAAAAGAGAGAGAGAGAGAGAGAGAGAAGGAGAGAAAAAACGCGGUUGAAGUCGUGCGGAGUCAAUCGCAGUGAAUGAAGGUGGCCCAACGACGACGACGACGACGACGACGACGACAACAACAACGACGACGACGACGACGACGACGACGACGACGACGACGACGACGAAAACGAGAAAGAGGAGGAGGAGGAGGAGGGCGAGGGACAACGAGUUGCGUCGAAGAUUUAAGUAACAGCAUGGAGACCUGCGAGAAGGAGAAGCCGCUGGUGAAAGACUUGAACGAACAUAUCGUCUGUCCCCUCUGCAGGGGCUAUCUGAUUGACGCCACGACCCUCACGGAAUGUUUGCAUUCCUUUUGCAGAGGCUGCAUAGUGAGACGUCUGAGUAGCGGCGCUCGAUUGUGCCCAGUAUGCAACGUGUCGGCAUCGCCGCCACUUUUACCGGAUCCUCGACUUCAAAGGUUGGUCUAUCUCGUGGUUCCGGGUCUUUUUCGUUCGGAACUCGAACGCAGGCGACACUUCCGUUUGGUAAAUCCGCAAUGUCCGCCAUUACCGUCGCCAUUCGGGGCAUUGGAAUUAACGUUGGACGAUUUCGUGAGUCUGAGCCUUCGCGAAUUAACGGACACGAAGAACGAAGAGACGCAAGGAGAAAAAUCAUUACCUUUGGGAAUAGAGAAGAAGGAUAACGAGGAGUCUACUGUUCGGGAACCUACCACGAGAUAUCUCAAGUGUCCGGCUGCUGUGACGGUUCGUCAUCUCGUACGUUUGUUGACCCUGAAAAGAGGUUGGGAAGAGACGAAUUCCGGAGUUAACAUGGCUAACAGAAUAGAGAUGACGUGUGAGGAUUACAACGGAGAUCCUCGCGGUCGCCGAAAGCCAGACGUUUUAAAAAUGUCUUGGACGUUGUUGGACUUGGCCUGUAUCUUCGGAUGGAAGAAGGAAGCACCGUUGAAGCUAUUUUAUCGUAUCGUUCCUCGAAAGGAAGAAUCGGCAUCUACUUCGAAAUCUAGCCCAUGUAAGAAGGAUAACAACAAGGACGGUCCUACCAUUGAAAAUAUUCAAAGACCGCCAACGCCACCGCCAAGUCCAAAGCCUGUUCAAGAUAACGAUGCGGAAUCUCGGCGGACGUUCGGAAGUAGGACGGAAGCUCCUCGUACAUUGGAAACUACGAAAGAGCAAGGAAAAGAGACGAAAUCAAAGAAACCCCGUUGCGAAGUCACUCCCGUGAUGAGAGCGCCUGAUCCCGUUGGUAUCUCGUCGGUCACGAUGCAGCAAAGCAAUCAUGCUACAGAGAGUUCAAGGACAAAGGAAUUAGCGAGGUUGGAGCAUCGAAAGCGAAGGAAACGGCGAAACAAACGUGUAAUCGCGGAAAUCACUACUACACCGAGAGAGGAUCUCCUUAAGUUGAAGGUCAGGUUAACUCCUUGUCCACCGAGAAUUACGUCCAGUAGUAGUAAUGGCCAAGCUAAAGAGAAAUUGUUACAAAUGAGGGCCGUCCGACGAGAAAAGCUCAAGGCUUGCGCGUUGAAUCAAAAACGUUCGGUAAAUUUACCUCGAGAGGAGGAUAAUAUCAGUAAGGAGUGUCCCGUUGAGUCCGAGGAAACGAUAGAGGAUAUCAUAGAUUGUAUACCGGACGAGGUGGUCAGAGUCGCUCAGAACAUUAAUGUUCCGGCUCAGGAUGAUAAUUCUUCUCACGAUAAAAAAGAUAAUGAAAAGUCUCCGAAAGUGUCGAUUCAACAGAAAGAGGAGACACAAGUCGCUGAGACGCUUAGUAAGUCGCCGAUCGAAAAUACCGUAACUACAGUGGAACGUCCGAAGAAGGACGAGGAGAUUCUACGGAGGCUAGGCUUGGUAGCGAUAAACGAAGCAAACGAGUCCUUGCGUGACAAGGCGAAGCAACGCGGUCAGAAUUACAACGAGAAACCGAACGACUUGGAUCGGGAAAAGUUGGAGAAACAAUUACGGGAGAGCAAGGCAAAUCGCGUUAGGAGUUUAUUAGCUGAGAAACAAAUGCGGGACGCAUUGAAAGGUAUAAUGUCUAAGACGAAGGAAGAAGGAGGUUCGUCGACUUCUUCGAUGCAACACGGUAUAGGUCCGUGCCCUAAAAAGAAGGGUCCACCUCCGUUGGCGCCUUUACGAGUGGUUAAACCUUCCUCCGGAUUCGCCGUAACGAGCACAAUGGUGGAAUCCAACAAUCCAAAGUACGAAACUCCCUUAGACCUAAGCAACGGUGGGACGGUUAACGACAACGUUCUAGAUUUGUCCUCGACAUUGCAGAGUUCCUCCAUAGGUUUUUCAGCAUCAUCGGCAUCCUCCUCGCCGUCUCCAUCUUCCUCAUCAAAUUCUUCUUCCUCGUCGUCGUCGUCUUCUUCAUCAUCUUCAUCGUCAUCAUCUUCAUCUUCUUCUACUUCUUCUUCCUCGUCCAUAUCUACGCCACCUUCUUUGCCUUUGCUCAACAGACCUCAACAGACCAGCCUAACCAUGGGAAGUUUCCUUCGUAAAUCCAAGGAUAUGGAACAACGUAGAGGGCAAGACUCCAAUCUGCGUACACUCUCGGACGUUGCGGUUUCUCGUCUUAGCAGCUGCAUCAGCGAGAAAAAUUCCAUCGAGUCUCACCUACUUGGUUCAACUGGUAUACCUGCUAGCAAGGUCGCAUUGCGUAUUCCACAACCACAUCACCGUAUAUCAUCUGGCUAUGGUAUGAAAAACAAGCCAAAUCUUGGUGUAAGGCAUAUACCCAAUCCCCAAGCUGUCGUCGCUUCUCAAUACAGAAAUCAAAGAGCCGUUUAUUUCAAUAACCUUUCCCAGCAUCCGCCGUAACGAUCGUCUUUCGUGGAUAACGCCACGUAGGCUUCCCAAAGCCGCACCUCCUUCUUCAUUCAUCCGCCUAUUCCUAUUGACUAUAUGCGAUAACAUAACACAACCAAAGGACAUUCCUAUACGAUUUAUCAUUCGCUCAUAUGUACCUAUUUAAAUAUACAUAUACAUAUACAUAUAUAUACAUAUGCAUAUAUAUAUAUAUAUAUAUAUACAACGUCGCCGACGCUUCCCUCGAUCGGUGUAUUCUCUGCCACAAUCCCAACUUCCCGAUUUCUUAAUAUCAAAAUAUCAAACUCGUAUGCGAUACGGACUGCCAACGUUGGAAGAAUGAAAAUUCUUCUGGUGAUCGCCUUUCCAUUGUAACUAUGUGUUUCCUAUAUGCUCUAGUAUACCAUGUAUGCAUGUCAUUUGUGAUAAACUGAUAGAAACCGAACGACCGAAUUUAUCCGUAAUAAUCAUCCAUUACUCCCUCUUUCCCAUUCUCUUCCCCCCCACCCCAUCUCCCCCUCAACCCCUUUUCUUCUCACUCACUUUCUCUCUCUCUCCCUCCCUACCUUUCCACUUGUACCCCUUUCCUUUCCUCAACUCUUUCUAUAUCUCCCUUUUCCUUCAUUAUUAUAAAACAACAUUUCUAUGAUGUUUUUAAACUAUGAUAAUCCUUUCUAUCACAUAUAAUAACAUACUAAAAUAUCUAUUUGUAUAAGAAACGACGUAUAAAAAAAAAAAGAAGAACCCCUCGCCCCCCUCCCCUCCGAUCGUCCCCUCCCGUCGAAAAACAUCCCCAGCAUGUUGAAGAAGAACUAAGAACGAGGUAUUCUUUCCUGUUAUAAUUAUUGCCGUUUUAAUCGUCGACUGGUCGAACACGAACGGUUAAUUCCUUUCCUCGUUCUCGUUAUGUGAUAUAUUUAUCUAUUUUCGUUAAACGAUUUUAUUACAUCCCCUUGUGCGUGUAAUUAAGCGCGUUCCUCUGCAUAUCUCUCUGUAUGCUUCGUGAACGAGACGGGCACGCCAUUCGAGAUCUCUCGCUCGCUCGCUCGCUCGAGAGAGAGAGAAAGAAAGAAAGAGAGAUAAACCCGUAUUAUAUACAUAGUAUAUGCGUGCGUGUUUAUGCGUUUGCGAAGAUGACGAAAAAAAGAAAAAAAAAAAAAAAAAAAAAAAAAAAGAAAAGAAAGGUGUAAGAAAAAAGAUAUGGACGAGCGUCUGUCUUUUCUUGUAUGUACGUAGUUUAUAAGUGGAUGACGAUACGUUUUGAAGCGAAACGAUAGAAAAAAGAAAGAAAAAAAAAAGAAAAAAAAAGGAAAAAAGAAGAAAAAAAAGAAAGAGAGAGAGAGAGAGAGAGAGAAGAUGUAUGUUUGUAAAAUGUGUCCGCGUACGUGACUAUUGAUUCAAUUCAUUAAAUUUUUCAACGAAGUCUACAUAUAUAUUUACGCGAUGGAUAAAGUUAUUUGACAAAAAAAAUAAAAAAAAAAAGAAAAAAUAAAAAAAUGAGAGAUAGAGAGAGAGAGAGAUAGAGAAAAAAAAGAAAUAGAAAAAAGGAAACCAAAUAAAAAAAAAAAAAAAAAAAGCAUUUGAAUUAAAUCUUUUCGUUGCGUAUACGUUACUUGGAGAUAAUUCGUGACGGUCAACGAAGCUGAUUAUACGGGGAUACAUACAUACAUACAUACGUACAUACAUACAUACAUACAUACAUACAUACAUACAUACAUACAUACCUACAUACAUAUAUACAUACAUACAUAUAUAUAUAUAUGUAUAUAUACACACAGUACAUACAAACUGAUAUACAUAAGCGUGUAAGUAGAAGACGUGAAAGAAACGGUGGUUGAACCAAUGGACAUAACCGGAGACAGAUGUGUCGUAUCACCCAUUGCCGCCCACGCGUCUUUCCCAUUUCCUUUGUUUUUCCUUUUUCCUUCUCUUUUCCUUUUUCUCUUUUUUUUUCCCCUCCCUUUCCUACCAGAGUACCCCAGCGAAACGUGCAAGUACUUCGUAGAGAUGCCAAAGAAACGAAAGAGAAUGUGUGCAAUGUAUUAGUGCAAUUUAAUUAUUUAAUAUAAUAUAUAUAUAUAUAUAUGAAAAAAAAGGAAAAAAAAAACAAAAAAAAAUCUAUAUAUAUAUUUAAAAAAAAAAAAAAAAUAUAUAUAUAUAUAUAAUCAAACUAUCACGGUGUAACAGUGAAGUACAUACGUUCAUAAUAAAAGAAAAAGUAGAUAGUAGUCGAGAACAAAAGGAUUACGCGAUAGCGUAUGCGUGUGUACUACGAAUGUUCUCGCGUGUAUCGUCGUCGUACGAAUGAAAAGAGAGAUUUUUGUAAAACCGCAACGCGUCAUUUUCGCGAAAUCUAUAGUAAAUAAUAAUAAAAUUGUACCGAAGGAAAUGAAAUUUAUCUUAAAAACGAAAAAACGAAAAAAAAAAAAAGAGAAUGUCAUCUCCCGCUAUACACACCCCCCCGCCCGCAUAGAGUGAGAGAGAGAGAGAGAGAGAGAGAGA
Messenger RNA from Vespa mandarinia (Asian giant hornet), 5493 nucleotides. RefSeq lists its product as uncharacterized. Lineage: Eukaryota; Metazoa; Arthropoda; Insecta; Hymenoptera; Vespidae. Gene Ontology annotation, cellular component: PRC1 complex. The record is from RefSeq and is a predicted model, not a curated record. Gene Ontology annotation, biological process: negative regulation of transcription by RNA polymerase II. Gene Ontology annotation, molecular function: promoter-specific chromatin binding; metal ion binding.